UUACUAAAGAACAGUAUUCUAGGUGAAAGCCUUUGAACCUAUUGUGGGCUAUAUAUAUAAAGAAUAAUCAGCAACUGGUUUGUGACUUGCUUCACUUUAGCUUCAAAGACUGAUCCAAUGCCUUAUCUCUAAUUUGUACUUGCAAUAAUUUGCUUCUGUGAGCUUCUCUUAGUACUGCAUGAGAGUGAAUAUCAUGUCGUCUUCAAAAAAGACCACGAGUUCUAAAGAAGAUGAUGCUGAGCUUAGGAGGGGGCCAUGGACUCUUGAAGAAGACACUCUCCUUGUUCAUUACAUUGCUCGUCAUGGAGAAGGCCGAUGGAAUUUGCUUGCUAAACGUGCAGGGUUGAGGAGAACCGGAAAGAGUUGCAGAUUGAGAUGGCUAAACUAUCUAAAACCAGAUGUAAAGCGAGGAAACCUUACUCCACAAGAACAACUCUUGAUUCUUGACCUCCAUUCCAAGUGGGGCAAUAGAUGGUCCAAAAUUGCACAACAUUUGCCGGGAAGAACUGAUAAUGAAAUCAAGAACUAUUGGAGAACUAGAGUGCAGAAACAAGCAAGGCACCUUAGGAUAGAUGCCAACAGCACAGCCUUUCAGGAUAUAAUUAGGCGUUCUUGGAUGCCAAGGUUGCUUCAAAAGAUAGGAGGAUCAUCAACUUCUUCAUCAGCCAUGACAUGUCAAAGCCCAGCAGUUUCUCAGCUCAUCCCCAAUUAUGCUCCUCAGCUUUCAGCAUUCCCAACAGCACUACCUCCACCACAACAACAAGAAGCUCCUCUUGAUAUGAGGGUGAUGAUGCACUUAAUGGAGCAUCGUGAGCAAACCUCAGACUCAGAGCAUGGGACAAGCUCAUGCAUUUCUUCUGCAGAAUCAAUGAAUGUCUCACAAAUGUCUCAUUUAUCAGAAUACCCUAAAAGUCCCUUUCAGGCCAUGGGUAACAACGGCGACUACAGCACCUUGGUGAAGGAUUGCUAUUAUGUGGACAGCAAUUUCUAUGACAUGGAAGCCAUCAACCUUGCAACCAUGUCGGUGCCUGGAGAACUUGGAAUCUCAGCUGUCGAUCGCCACAUGGGAGAUGGUGAUUGGGCUGGAUACGAUUUUGGAGACACCGUGUGGAACAUGGAUGAGUUGUGGCAAUUUAGGAACUUGCAAGGAAAGGAAAUUUAAGGACUUGUUUUUGGAAUAACCCACAAUACAUACAUAGUCAAGAAUGCGACAAACUUACCUGUAUUAGCUGUGUAAUUGUGUGAAAAGAAAUUGUUAAUUUUUGUAUCCCAUAUGUCAAAAGUAGCUUUGGAUUUUGGUCUUGUGCAAACAUUUAUCAAUGUCAAAACAUUACCGUAAA
Messenger RNA from Populus nigra (black poplar), 1340 nucleotides. Its product is annotated as transcription factor MYB62-like. Gene Ontology annotation, cellular component: nucleus. The transcript is spliced from 3 exons. The record is from RefSeq and is a predicted model, not a curated record. NCBI's taxonomy places the organism in Eukaryota, Viridiplantae, Streptophyta, Magnoliopsida, Malpighiales, Salicaceae. Gene Ontology annotation, molecular function: catalytic activity; sequence-specific DNA binding; DNA-binding transcription factor activity. The coding region runs from base 179 to 1162 and encodes 327 amino acids. Gene Ontology annotation, biological process: regulation of DNA-templated transcription.